Molecule: messenger RNA, 291 nt
Organism: Aspergillus luchuensis
Lineage: Eukaryota; Fungi; Ascomycota; Eurotiomycetes; Eurotiales; Aspergillaceae
Exons: 3
Coding region: 1-291 (96 amino acids)
Source: RefSeq, a predicted model, not a curated record
AUGGUCGCCCAUUCCCUGCUUCAUGGAGCCAUUGCCAUCGCCAGAGCGGAUAACCCGAUCGCCUCGCUGAGGCAUGAUUGGGUUCCUUUACUGGCAGCUGCUGCCGUUCUUGUCAUAAUCCCCGUGACGUUGCAUGCGGUCGUCCGACGGCACUGUCAGGUCGCCAUGAAUAUCCACUACCUUCUGGCGGUCACGGCAAUGGUGGCCCUGGCGUAUCAUACGUGGGACCAAAGUCUUCGUCCAACAACGCUGGAGUGCUGGACGGCCCACCGUAAGCAUACGUGCCUUUGA